GAACAGGAAGUUCCGGACAGAAGCGCACCAUUAUUCAGUGUAAAGAAAGCGCCAGAACGGUGCAGUCAAGAAGAUAACAUUAUUGUCCUUUUCUAUUUAUUACUACAGAUUUAGUCUGAGGCCGGUAACAUCAACAUUGAGGACAAACCCAGCCUGCCUCUCUCCUUCCACACUGAGUCCAAACCUACAGUCACUGGGUCCUGAUUGUGACAGAGGAGCCCAGUUUGCACUGCAGGAUCCAUAGAUGGCAUCAGUGAAGCUGGAAGACUGCAGUCCAACAAUGGAGCUGAAUAUUGACAUUAAAGAUGAAGAAGAGGAGAAGAUUGGGGGAUCUGUUAGUCAUGGUAUGAGGCCGGUAACAUCAACAGUGAAGACCAACCCAGCCUGCCUCUCUCCUCCCACACUGUGUCCAAACCUACAGUCACUGGGUCCUGAUAAUGACAGUGGAGGCCAGUUUGCUCUGCAGGAUCCAGAGAUGGCAUCAGUGAAGCUGGAAGACUGCAGUCAAACACUGGAGCUAAAUGUCAACAUUAAAGAUGAAGAGGAGGAGGAAAAGAUUGGGAAAUCUGUUUCUCAUGGACGACUAGAAUUAAGUCUGAAGCCGGUAACAUCCACAGUGAGGACAAACCCAGCCUGCCUCUCUCCUUCCACACUGAGUCCAAACCUACAGUCACUGGGUCCUGAUUGUGACAGUGGAGCCCAGUUUGCACUGCAGGAUCCAGAGAUGGCAUCAGUGAAGCUCGAAUGCGGUCAAACACUGGAGCUGAAUGUCAACAUUAAAGAUGAAGAAGAGGAGGAGGAGAUUGGGAAAUCUCUUUCUCAUGGUACAGCCAGAAGAGGACUGGCCACCCCUCUGGGAGACCAUGUUGAGACAUUCUCUACAUCCAGAGGGCAACAGCAGGAAGAUCACAGAGCUAAGAGGUCUCACCACUGCCCACAUUGUGAGGAGAAUUUCCCAAUUCUAUCAAAGCUAAAAAUACACCUAAAAAUACACACAGGAGAGAAUCCGUAUUCCUGUACUGACUGUGGGAAGAGAUUCACAACAUCAAGGGCUCUGACAGUUCAUCAGAGAGUGCACCCUGGAGAGAAGCCUUACUCCUGCUCUGACUGUGGAAAGAUUUUCUCUUGUCCGGGCCACUUAAAAAGACAUGAACAUAUACAUACAGGAGUGAAGCCUUACUCUUGCUCUGACUGUGUAAAAUGCUACACAACAUCAUCUGAGCUAAAACUUCAUCAGAGAGUGCACACUGGAGAGAAGCUUUACUCCUGCUAUGACUGUGGGAAGAGUUUCUCUCGACAGGGUUUUUUAAAAGCACAUGAACUUAUACAUGCAGGAGUGAAGCCUUAUUCCUGCUCUGACUGUGGGAAGAUUUUCUCUCAACUGGGCCACUUAAAAAGACAUGAACGUAUACAUACAGGGGUGAAGCCUUACUCCUGCUCUGACUGUGUAAAAUGCUUCACAACAUCAACUGAGCAAAAAGUCCACCACAGAACACACACAGGAGAGAAGCCUUACUCCUGCUCUGACUGUGUAAAAUGCUUCACAACAUCAACUGACCUAAAAGUCCAUCAGAGAACACACACAGGCGAGAAGCCUUACUUCUGCUCUGACUGUGGAAAGAGUUUUUCUCAAUCGUGCCACUUAAAAAGACACCAAGGUAAACAUAAAGGAGAGAAGCUUUAUACCACUGAUCUGACUGUAGAAAAUGUUUCAAAACAACAGCUGAGCAAAAAGGUCAUCAGAGAACACACACCGGAGAGAAGCCUUACUUCUGCUCUUAAUUUGGCAAGAGUAACUCAAGUAAAAGUCUAAAGGUAUUCUGUUGUAAAUAUACCUUAGUUUCAAAAGUAAAAGUGAAUCAUUUCAAAUUGCUUAAAUGAACCUCUACGCGAUGGGUGUCCACUAACCAGGACGGUUGUUGCUAACCUUUCAAUGUGACUAGAAUGACGAUGUAUACAACAGCCAACUUUCCAGAACAUAGACAUGACUUUAUAUCGUCAGAAAGCUUAAAUUCUGUUAAUCUACCUGCAGUGUCCAAUUUAACAGUAGCUAUUUCAUUGAAAAAAAUACAGUGCUAUUUUUUGAGUAGAGUGCACAACAACUUUUAUCAUGGCAACUGGUUUAAUACAUUCACCUCUGAAGGUCAAUAGUGUACUUGCAUUCAGUAAUCUUUCUCUGAUUUGUCAUCCUGAGGGUCCCAGAGAUCAAAUGUAGCAUAGUUUAAUUUGCUAAAAUGUUCAAAUGUAGGAACUGGGUUCCACAUUUUGAACCCCUGUUGUCUCUGGCUCCACACCUACCCCACCUGGCCAUCUAGAUGUGUGGAAGUUAGUGAAUAAGCUAAUGAUCCAUCAUGUCGCAGUUGCAAAUGAGAACUUGUUCUUAACUAGCCUACCUGGUUAAAUAAAUGUGAAAUAAAAAAAAUAAAAAAAAUGUAUGAAAUUCCUGUCAGUGUGUAAACUUAAAUGUUUUAUUACCAUAGCAUUUUUAUAUGUUCUCUAUAGUUUUGUACUUAAAUGUAUCAAUUGAACAAUUCAGGACAUUUGGGGAAACUCCUGGCAGACUUGAUACAGUGCAGUAAUGUAAUUCUUCACUGGAUCAGUCAAACUUCUCACACACUGCUGCCAUCUGGUGGCCAAAAUCUAAAUUACAUCUAGACUCCUAUCUGAAAGUAUGGCAUUUCACUUGCAUUUCAAAGAUGAAAAAGAAAAUGACAGGUAUUUUGUUUGUAUUAUC
Oncorhynchus masou masou (cherry salmon) is the source of this 2734-nucleotide messenger RNA. Its product is annotated as zinc finger protein 558-like. Gene Ontology annotation, molecular function: RNA polymerase II cis-regulatory region sequence-specific DNA binding; DNA-binding transcription factor activity, RNA polymerase II-specific. Lineage: Eukaryota; Metazoa; Chordata; Actinopteri; Salmoniformes; Salmonidae. The coding region runs from base 245 to 1813 and encodes 522 amino acids. The transcript has 6 exons. Gene Ontology annotation, biological process: regulation of transcription by RNA polymerase II. Gene Ontology annotation, cellular component: chromatin; transcription regulator complex; PcG protein complex. The record is from RefSeq and is a predicted model, not a curated record.